Schistocerca nitens (vagrant locust) is the source of this 7217-nucleotide messenger RNA. RefSeq names its product ATP-dependent RNA helicase DDX3X (gene bel). Gene Ontology annotation, molecular function: RNA binding; ATP binding; RNA helicase activity. Lineage: Eukaryota; Metazoa; Arthropoda; Insecta; Orthoptera; Acrididae. Gene Ontology annotation, cellular component: P granule; nucleus. The coding region runs from base 188 to 2254 and encodes 688 amino acids. The transcript has 14 exons. Gene Ontology annotation, biological process: cell differentiation; gamete generation. The record is from RefSeq and is a predicted model, not a curated record.
UCUUGAGUUCUGAAAUUCCAGUAGAACUUUCGUAGCCAAUAGUUUUCUGACGUCGGUCACUCAGCUUUAGAUCGAUUAGAAGUUCUAAAAUUUCGAACAUCAACGUCAAUAUCCUUUGUGUGAGAACUACGUGAAAAGACAACGCUUGCAAGGGGUGUUUUAAACAAAAGUCUUGCUUUGAAGUAAUAUGAGUAAUGUACCCAAUCAAAAUGGAUCAGGUCUAGAGCAGCAGUUUGCUGGUCUGGACUUGGAGAGCGGUCACCAGCCUUCAGGUGGUCGCUACGUGCCUCCACAUCUGCGAAACAAGGCUUUAGCAGCCAGCAAACAGAGCACAGAAUACAGCGGCAGCAGUAGUAGCAGUGGAGGUGGUGGCAGCUCAAGUUACCGGGGGCGCCGAAACGAUGGUUAUUCGAGUACCAGUAACCAAUGUGCCAAUGGUGAUGGCUGGGGAGAUAGUAGAGACUACAGGAGCUCCAGAGACGAUUGGGGACGCAGUGGUGGAAGAAGUUGGAAUGAUCGUGGUGUUGAACCACCUCUGGCCCGAAAUAAUCGCUGGCAAGAACCACCACCAUCACAGAGAACUUUCAGAGAAAGUAGAGAUGGAGAUGGACGUGGAAGUGGAGGAGGGGGAGGUAGGUGGAAGGAUAGCCAUGGCUCCAGCACGGAUUGGACCGUCCCAACUUCCCGUGAUGAAAGGCUUGAACGUGAACUGUUCGGCACGGGAAACACAGGCAUUAAUUUCAACAAGUACGAAGACAUUCCCGUGGAGGCGACGGGUGAAGAUGUCCCACCUCACAUCAGCAGUUUUGAAGAGGUGCAGAUGACUGAAAUUAUCCAAAACAACAUUGCCCUUGCACGGUACGACAAGCCAACACCGGUGCAGAAAUAUGCUAUACCUAUAAUUAUGGCAGGAAGAGACCUGAUGGCAUGUGCACAGACAGGUUCUGGGAAGACAGCUGCUUUUAUGGUUCCCAUCCUAAAUCGCAUGUAUGAAUGUGGUCCACAGCAAAUGACUAUGAAUAACAGGUCAAUGUAUCGGCGCAAACAGUACCCAUUGGGACUUGUUUUGGCACCUACACGAGAACUGGCAACUCAGAUAUAUGAUGAAGCUCGAAAGUUUGCAUAUCGUUCGAGGCUUCGCCCAUGUGUAGUGUAUGGAGGUGCAAACGUUAGUGAGCAAGUGAGAGACCUGGAGAAAGAAUGUCAUUUAUUGGUUGCUACGCCUGGGCGCCUUGUAGAUAUGCUCGAAAGAGGAAAAAUAGGGCUUGAUAACUGCAGGUUCUUAGUCCUUGAUGAAGCAGAUAGGAUGUUGGAUAUGGGAUUUGAACCGCAGAUACGCCGUAUUGUUGUUGAUAACCAGAUGCCUAAAACUGGAGAUAGGCAGACGCUCAUGUUUUCUGCCACAUUUCCUAAAGAAAUACAGAUGCUUGCCCGGGAUUUCCUGGACAAUUACAUUUUCCUAGCAGUUGGUCGCGUUGGUUCUACAUCUGAAAACAUUACCCAAAAAAUUUAUUGGGUUGCGGAAAAUGACAAGCGCUCAUUCUUGCUAGAUUUACUGAGUGUACCAUCAGCCACAGAUGCUUUAACACUUGUUUUCGUGGAAACUAAGAAAGGUGCAGAUGCUCUGGAGGAUUUCCUAUAUCGUGAGGGUUAUCCUGUAACCUCAAUACAUGGAGAUCGCACACAGCAUGAACGAGAAGAUGCUUUAAGAAGAUUUCGGUCUGGUCAAGCGCCAAUCCUUGUUGCAACUGCGGUUGCUGGAAGAGGUUUGGAUAUUCCUAACGUAAAACAUGUUAUCAACUUUGAUCUUCCAUCUGAUGUAGAAGAGUAUGUUCAUCGCAUUGGUCGCACGGGCCGAAUGGGAAACCUUGGUUUGGCAACAUCCUUCUUUAAUGAAAAGAACAAGAACCUGGUAAGAGAUUUGGUGGAAUUGAUACAGGAGACAAAACAAGAGUUACCAUCUUGGUUACAAUCCUUGGCUAGUGACUCAAGGAUGCCAUCGAGUGGAAGACGUGGUGGUAGUAAUAAACGGUUUGGUAGUGGAGGAUUUGGUGCUCGUGAUUAUCGUCAAACAAGUGGUGGCAAUCGUUCAGGAUCUUCAGGUGGUCGUUCUGGAGGCUAUGGCUAUGGAGGAGACAGCCAUUCUGGAGGCUACUACAGCAGUGGCGGUGGUGGUUAUGGAAACACUUAUUCAAACAGCAGCAGCAAUGGAGGUGGGGGAGGAGGUAGCAAAAACCCAGACUGGUGGAAUUAACGUGAUGCACAGUGUCCCAUCUGCAUUGUCGGUAUUCAAUGUAUUAAGGGUUGGGUUCUCUUUAAGCUUGUCUGGAACCAUGAAGACAUUACAAUAAAAUCCUUUUUAUAAUAUUUCUUUGGCUCUUGUCCUGUUCAGAGAAGAAAAUUAAUAUACAUGUAUCUUUAAAAAAGUAUGAUGUUUGAAAAAUCUAGUUCUGCCCUGUCUGUUUUGUUAUUUUUGAUGUUUUGAUCUUGCUCUUAACUUAACAUCAGAAUAUUUAGUGUCUUUUUCCUGCAUUAUCAGUGGAUAGAACUUGUUUUAUAUGUUCCACUGGGACAUAAUAACAAAAAGAAAAAAAAUUCAGAAUAGCACAGUUAAAUAGUUUUAUUUCGAUAAUAGUGUCUUUAUUGCUUCAAUGAAAACAAAGAUAGUGGUGUGUUUUUAACAGCAGCAGCCCCUACCUGCCAGAAUUCUUUGAGGGUAUGUCAGUAUGGCGAAAUUGAUAAAAUGAGGGAGAAUGUUUUAAUUCCAUCAUGGGUCAUUCUAUUUGAUAUUUCUUUUUAUCAGCAAGAAACAAAUUAAUUUUAAAAAGUAGCAUUUGUCUCGCAUAAGACGACUCACUAAGAUGAACUGUUGGAAUUCGUGGUGUACUCGUGUACUUCUAAAAGUUUCCAUGGGAACCCAUGAAAUUUUAUUUUUCAUAAGUGAGACCACCUAUAAUAUGAGCUUUAAUAUAUAAAUAUUCCUAAUUAACUACAUAUUUACUUGUGUUAUUUGUGCAAUAUGUGUAGAGUUCGCAGAAGUGACUGAAGUGUGUCUGUUAUAAGGCCAUAGUGAAUCUCUGUGGUAAAGUUCUUGGUUAUUGUAUUGUAGUCAGUGGAAUAGAUUUCCAUUACAAGUUUUUGCAAAUCACAACUCAUUUAAAAAAAAAAUACAGCCUUAUUCUUGAUAGAGCUCUCUGCUUGAUGUUCAAUUAUUGUUAGUUCCCAUUGCCUGAAAUCCUGCAGUUUGAUAUCUGUGUCAUAUGUACGUUCACUUGCACAUAAUAACCAAAUGUGGAUUGUUCAAACAAUGUUGUGUGUAGCCUAUAGUAGGCAUCUCAGUUUCCCCCCUGAAUGUGUGGAGUUAAACAUGCUUCUGUGAAAUAAGCGACUUGUAUUGUAGAGCAUGAAUUACACGUGAAUGCAAAUUAUAAUAAAUACUUCUGAUAUUAUCAGAAUUCUGGUAUAGUUAAAUACUUGGAUUUUCACUUUCAACUUCAUUUCCAACGUUUAAGGUUGGUGGCAUGUGAGAACUGGACCGUAUAAACUUAUUUAGACAGAGGAAAUGUACAUCCAUCUUGUUCAUUCAUUCUGGAGGCAGUUUAAGAUUUCUUCCCAGUACUGGGUGCUGUGACUAUUGCAACUUAUUAAAGUUUUGUAGAUGUAGUGGGGGAAAUGCGAACUUGGUUGCAAUGAUGCUUUUGUUGUGUACCACUAAUGAUUGUAACCCAGGAACAUGUUGGUAAAGAGAUUUUUAAAAAAGAGCUGAACACUUCGGAAAAAUUACGUGAAACUAUAAAGGCAAAAAGGGGGCUGUUGCACUUCAAUUAAUCUAUAUUAAACUGUGAGCAUUGGUGUUAUUCAUUUGUUGCUCAGUGUCAAUGGAAAAAACCUUAAUUCAUUAAUUAGUUGAUGUUAAAAACUUCAGUGUAAAUUGUAAUUUAGUGGAGUGUAUGCAACUUGUCAGGCAUAGUGUUUAGAAAAUUACUAUAUAUAUCUGGCUUAAGAUACUCUUGAUAAUAGCACAAUAUUUUUUUAAAAACUCCUUUGACGAGUAAAAACAUGAAAGUGGACAUGAAAAAUUGCUUUGGGGACAAGUUAGGCAUAUUAAAGGUGGUUUACUUGCUACAGUGUUAAAUUGCCUGUUGAGAAAAUAUUGUUGCCUAUAAUCCAAUUGUGUGUGCGUGUAUAUAUAUCAGCAUGAAUUGUAGUUUCACCGGAAGAUAGACUUUAAAUAUGAUUUUGCUGUUGUGCAAACGGAAUUUUGAUCAAACUGUUAAAUGUAAUGUCUGCUCACUUCAGCAGUACAUGUAAAUUUCAAAAUAAUGAAAUCAAAUGAAGUACCAUGUGACAAUUUUUAGUUUCCCUGCUAUUUAUUUUGCAUUUAUGGAAAUGAAUUACCCUGUUGUGAAACUUUAAAUUUGUCUGAAGGAGUAGUCUUAUCAUUUACAACUUGAUAUGAAUGAUACUUCUCAGAGCUGAAUUUCAAAUAGUGAAAGGUAUCUGUUCUUGAAGUGGUGUGUUUGACCAGGGUGUUCAAUGUACUAAUUAUAUUGAAAUUAAUUAUACAAUUUACUUUUCUGAUAAAGUGUUCUUCACUGAUUGAGCAUGUAAGUAGAUUAUUGAUUGUGUUAGUACCUCUAUUUUAAAACUAUCAUCAGUAAUUCAAUUGAUUGUUCAGAACAGAUAUUGGAGAUUAAUUAAAUGCAUUGUUCUACAAAUAACAUUUGUAAAGGAGCUUCUCGCACUUGCAGUCUUAAUUUUUAACACUGCAUUAUGAGACUUGCUUAGUUUUAGAUACAGUAUUUUUUUAAAGGUAAUAUUUUAUUAGUCUUUUUGUUGACUAGCAACUGUAACAUUUUUAAGCUGGAAGCGUGGUAAAGAGGUUUUAAUUUGUUGCCAUUUUAUCUCGUUUUUUUAAAGUUCUAACAGUGACUUUUUUCGUUUUCUGUCUCUAUAUGUCAUUACUGCUAAAUAAUAAUCAAAAUUUAUAUACUGUAUUUUCUUGUUAAGUUAAUUCAAAAUUCUCAACAUGGGCUAUAGCAGUACCAUAUUGUUACUCUAUAUUUGUAAUGUUUUGCAAAUAAUCUGGUUUCUUAUAACUUCUGUAAAAACAUUCCACGGACUGUAUUUUAAAUAUGAUUCAGUUGUGAAUGUCUUCAGUAAAUUAAGUUCUGAGCUGUUGGAAAUGCUCUCAGGGCUAUUAAAUUCUGAAUAGUGUUAAAAUAAGAUUUAUUCUGAUAGUGGUGAGCUCCCACAUAGCAUAAAGUCAUUAAGAGGGAUCCUUUUGAUGUAGUAAUACUGUGGUAACAAGCUAAUUCUGGAGAUAUUUAUAAGAAGUAUUUUGAAAGGCUCAGUCCUGCUGUCUUGUCAGUUGAUCAUAAAAUGAGAUAUGUAGUUCAUGAUGCUUGUUCUUGUUUAUGUCACUACCUGUAGAACAGAUACCUCUCGCAGGAUUAAGUGAUUAUUUUAAUUGGGGUGAUUUUCUGCUAAACUUGUUCCCAAUAUUAGACAUUGCAGACAUCAUUAAAUGUGUAAUGCUGUAUUGUCAACAAUUUGCUGUGUUGCAGUUACAGAGAUAAAUUUAUAAAUAAGUUAUUGUUACUAAGUGACUGUGUCCCAUUUAUUGCUUAGAAACAUUUCUUGGAAACUUAAAUAAAAAUUAGAUGCAUACUCCCAUAUUUAUUACUAUUUUCCGAAUGCAUAAUUCAUCAGAACCAAGAUUUCUCCUUCUUAACAAACACUUGCAGCUUAACUCUUUCAGCACUUUCCUGUAGCAAAGUUCGCAUUACUCUUUUGCAAUUAUCACAUGUGUUAUUUAGUUUCCAUACAAACUGGCAUUGUAAAAUUUCUUAUUGCAUUGAGGUAGGGUUUUUCAUUUCAAAAUUCAUGAACAGUAAAACUAAUUCUUCCUGAGACUUUCUGCUCUUUGCUCCGCCACUUUCUGCUCUUUGCUCCGCCACUUUCUGCUCUUUGCUCCGCCACUUUCUGCUCUUUGCUCCGCCACUUUCUGCUCUUUGCUCCGCCACUUUCUGCUCUUUGCUCCGCCACUUUCUGCUCUUUGCUCCGCCACUUUCUGCUCUUUGCUCCGCCACUUUCUGCUCUUUGCUCCGCCACUUUCUGCUCUUUGCUCCGCCACUUUCUGCUCUUUGCUCCGCCACUUUCUGCUCUUUGCUCCGCCACUUUCUGCUCUUCUUCGAUGAUGAUGAUGCUGCUGUUUCUUUUCUCCCCCUCUCCCCAAUUCUCAGUAUUAACACCACCAUUUUCUCCUCUUAACCUUCCUGUUGUAGUAUGUGUCUUAAUUAAUCAUUUUAAACAGCUUCUGAGAUUUACGUAUGUGUUUUUUUUUAUGGUGGAAAUUUGUGUACAUUAAGAAAUAUGUUAAUUUUGGAUAAAAUCUAAAUUUUCCUAUUUCUUGGUUCUGAUGGCUUCCAUCCCUGUUGCCAGAAUAGUGAUCUCAGUGUAAUUCUGAUUUUUCACUGCAGUUUCCUCAAAACUAAAAUAUCAAGUUGACAUUGCAUGAAUAAAUCGUGACGUCACAGGUACAUCUAAUUGUACGCUGUGGAAUUUCAUUUCCAGUUGACUACAUGACUUCAUGUUGUAAAAAAAAAAAAAAUUUUAGUUAUUACCAGUUUUGUGGAGUAGCCGAAUUAUUUAAGUGUGAGUGCACGAGUGUGGUGUGAACAGAGAGCUUUAAUUGUGAGAAAACCUUCCAUGUAAUUUUCAUGAACAUGUUUAUGAGAAGUUAGUUGCUGUUGAGAGGUAACAAAGUGUGGAAGUUAGAACCGUAUGAGUACUUUGUACCUGUGAUAGUCGCAAUUGAGGUGUUAUGAUGCAUGUUUUGUCUGCAUUUUGUCUUACAAUGUAUUAAAUUGUUAUGUGUGUACAAGACACGGUUGAUUUGUGAUGUUAUAAUUUAGGGUUAUUUAUAUUUAUUCGUGUCACUGUUGUGUCUGCUUGUAUUUGAUUUACAAACGAAACAUCUUUCUAUGCUAAUGGUGGAAAUAAAAAGCAGUGACCUGUGACUGCAAAUCAGCGUCAUGCGAUAAAAUAAAUUAGUCCACUGCAUAGAUAUUGUGCUGACAAGAGGGACAGAAAUUGGUUAAGCUCCAUUUCCUCUUUAUAUAUUGCAUUUAAAUCUGUCCUAUUAUUUUCUUUGUAGAAGUAUUAUUGUACUUUUUUCAGAAAGUGACAGGUAAAUAAAGAUUAUGAGGUGUGAA